Sinocyclocheilus rhinocerous is the source of this 571-nucleotide messenger RNA. RefSeq names its product fragile X mental retardation protein 1 homolog. The transcript is spliced from 4 exons. The record is from RefSeq and is a predicted model, not a curated record. Gene Ontology annotation, biological process: regulation of mRNA stability; positive regulation of long-term neuronal synaptic plasticity; mRNA transport. NCBI's taxonomy places the organism in Eukaryota, Metazoa, Chordata, Actinopteri, Cypriniformes, Cyprinidae. Gene Ontology annotation, molecular function: mRNA 3'-UTR binding; translation regulator activity. Gene Ontology annotation, cellular component: cytoplasmic stress granule; neuron projection; nucleus. Bases 255 to 548 code for a protein of 97 amino acids.
UCGAGUGAAGGGAAGCGGGCCCGUGUCACGUGACGGGGGAAAUAGGGAGGCUCUUGUGUUUACAUCAAUGCAUUCAACAGCGGCUGCUGCAGAGCGUCUACACAUCAAUGUUUUGCUUUCAUUUCUUUAAAAACGAGCACGAUCAUCGGUACACACGGCAGUUCCGACCGCGUCCGGGCGUAGCGCCGCUGUGCGAUAAAGAGAGAGCGCCUCUGCUGCAGCUGUGAUCGGUUGUGUAUUAGAUUACUGGCGUCAUGGACGAGCUCGCGGUGGAAGUGCGAGGAGCGAGCGGAGCUUUCUACAAGGCCUCUGUUAAAGAUGUUCACGAGAGUACAGUCACAGUCUCGUUUGAGAACAAUUGGCAGCCAGAACGACAGAUUCCUUUCCACGAUGUUCAGUUUCCACCUCCGACCGGCUUUCAGAAAGAGAUAAACGAGAGUGAUGAAGUGGAGGUUUACUCCAGGGCCAAUGAUAAAGAGCCCUGUGGAUGGUGGCUAGCCAAAGUUCGCAUGGUGAAAGGAGAGGUAAGGAGUGCUCUUUUCCUUUAAACCUAGCCAAAAAGCCGUAGCCU